Molecule: messenger RNA, 3156 nt
Organism: Striga hermonthica
Lineage: Eukaryota; Viridiplantae; Streptophyta; Magnoliopsida; Lamiales; Orobanchaceae
Source: the annotation of a GenBank genome assembly
AUGCUUGGAAAUGGAGUUAUCGGGAUUUUAUCCGAGUCCACGAACAAGUGGGAGAGAAGGGUGCCCCUAACCCCUUCACACUGUGCACGUUUGCUCCACGGAGGGAGCGGGAAAAUGGGGGUGACCCGCAUAAUUGUACAGCCGUCCACAAAGCGCAUUCAUCACGAUGCACUUUACGAAGAUGUCGGGUGUGAGAUUUCCGAGGAUCUGUCCGAAUGUGGUUUAAUUUUAGGCAUCAAACAGCCACAGCUGGUGAUGAUACUUCCCGAUAGGGCGUAUGCAUUUUUCUCACAUACGCACAAGGCACAGAAGGAAAAUAUGCCUCUUCUUGAUAAAGUUUUGGCAGAGAGAGCCACUCUUUUUGACUAUGAGCUUAUAGCCGCUGACCAUGGUAAAAGGUUACUGGCAUUCGGGAAAUUUGCUGGAAGUGCUGGGAUGAUUGAUUUCUUGUCUGGACUAGGAAAGCGGUAUCUUAAUCUUGGAUACUCGACACCCUUUCUCUCACUGGGCACAUCUUACAUGUAUUCUUCACUGGCUGCUGCUAAGGCUGCCGUAAUCUCUGUGGGUGAAGAGAUUGCUACAAUGGGACUUCCAUCAAGAAUCUGCCCACUCGUUUUUGUUUUUACUGGUGCGGGAAAUGUUUCUCAAGGAGCAAGAGAGAUAUUUAAGCUUCUUCCUCACACUUUUGUCGAACCCAGCAAACUUCCAGAUCUUUUUGAGGCCAAUGAUCAUACUCAUGACAGACGAACUUCCAAAAGAGUUUUUCAAGUAUAUGGUUGUGUUGUGACUUGUGAAGACAUGGUGGAACACAAGGACCCUAACAAAGUCUUUGAUAAGUCAGAGUAUUAUGCACACCCGGAAAACUAUUCACCCAUUUUCCAUGAAAAGAUAGCCCCCUUCACGUCUGUAAUAGUCAAUUGCAUGUAUUGGGAAAAAAGGUUUCCUCGUUUAUUGACUUCCAAACAGUUGCAAGAACUGAUGAGGAAAGGCUGCCCUCUAGUCGGGAUCUCGGAUAUAACUUGUGAUAUAGGUGGCUCCGUAGAAUUUGUGAAUCAAACUACAUCAAUCGACUCACCUAUCAUACGGUAUGAUCCGAAUGAUAACUCGUACCAUCAUAACAUGGAAGGCAAUGGCGUUAUAUGUUCAGCUGUUGACAUUCUUCCAACGGAGUUUGCCAGAGAAGCUUCCCAACACUUCGGUGAUAUUCUAUCCCAGUUUAUUGGAAGCUUAGCUUCCUUGAAAAACCUUGAAAAAUUACCCGCACACUUAAGGAGAGCUUGCAUAGUCUAUAAAGGAGCACUGACCUCCUUGUUUGAAUACAUUCCUAGAAUGAGAAAAUCUAAUACUGAGGAUUCAUCACAAGCUCCACAAACUUCGCAGCCCACAAUGAAAUUCUCUAAACUGAUAUCUCUGAGUGGCCAUUUGUUCGAUCAAUUCCUGAUAAAUGAGGCUUUGGAUAUCAUUGAAGCAGCCGGUGGCUCCUUCCACUUGGUCAAAUGCCAAGUCGGUCAAAGCACGGAUGCUAUGUCUUAUUCAGAACUUGAAAUCAGUGCAGAUGACGAAGCAGUUCUUGUUAAAAUUAUUGAUUCUUUGACCUCACUUGCGAAUUCGAGUGAGAGUCAAGUAGACAGUAACCAAAAUAUGAUAUCACUAAAGAUGGGCAAAUGCGAGGAAACUGGACUUGAGAAGGAAAAUGGGAUAAAAAGUGAAGCUGUGGUCCUCAUUUUAGGCGCUGGCCGAGUUUGUCGACCAGCCGUGGAAUUUCUAACAUCACUAAAUCAUGGUUCAUCAAAAAAAUGGUUCAACUCAGACAUGAUGGAUGAUUUGAAGGACAAGUCUGUUCGUGUUAUUGUUGCUUCUCUUUUCCUGAAAGAAGCAAAAGAGAAUACCGAAGGAAUUCUGCAUGCAACAGCAGUUCAGCUGGAUAUUACGAAUACAGACGACCUCAAUAACUACAUUUCACAGGUUGAUGUGGUGAUCAGCUUACUGCCUCCUAGUUGCCACAGUAUCAUAGCAAGUGCGUGUAUUCAGUUCAAGAGACAUCUUGUCACGGCUAGUUAUGUGGAUGAUUCAAUGUCCAAGCUGGAUGAAUUAGCAAAAAGCUCUGGUGUGACAAUUCUGUGCGAGAUGGGAUUGGACCCUGGAAUAGACCACAUGAUGGCAAUGAAGAUGAUCGAUCAAGCGCAUGCACGAGGUGGAAAGAUUAAGUCUUUUACUUCUUACUGUGGUGGGCUUCCAUCUCCCGAUGCUGCUAACAACCCAUUAGCUUACAAAUUUAGUUGGAGUCCUGCAGGUGCUAUACGAGCUGGCCGCAACCCAGCCGUAUACAAAUAUAAUGGAGAAAUUAUUCAUGUCGAUGGGGACAAGCUUUAUGAUUCUGCUUCUAGGUUCCGGCUAUCAGAUUUUCCAGCUUUUGCAUUGGAGUGUCUUCCCAACCGAAAUUCCUUGGUUUAUGGAGAGCUUUAUGGCAUAGAAAAUGAAGCUUCAACUAUUUUCAGAGGAACACUCAGAUAUGAAGGUUUUGGAGAAAUAAUGGGAACAUUAGCAAGAAUUGGAUUCUUCAAUACCGAGACAAGCCCCAUGCUAAAAACCGAGACGAGGCCAAUGUAUAGAACCUUUUUACUACAACUUAUGGGGUGUGAUGAUACAAACGACUCGUCAUCAAUAGGUGAAAAAUGGGUUGCUGAUCGGAUAGUUUCUCUUGGUUUAAACGAACAAGGUGAUGCAGCACUAAAGACUGCCAAAACUAUUGUAUUUUUGGGGUUUCACGAGAAGGAAGAAAUACCAAAGGCGUGCCAAAGUGCAUUUGACGUCACAUGCCACCGCAUGGAAGAAAGAUUGGCAUACUCUGGCUCCGAAAAGGAUAUGGUGCUUUUGCACCACGAAAUGGAAGUGGAUUUCCCAAAUAGCCUGCUAACUGAAAAACACCGAGCAACCUUAUUAGAGUAUGGAAGGACAGAUGGAGUGAGAUAUUACACGGCCAUGGCUUUAACGGUCGGUGUUCCUGCAGCCAUUGGAGCUCUGCUCUUGCUCGGAAACAAUGUGAAAGCGAAGGGGGUAAUAAGGCCUCUCGACCCGGAAAUCUACGACCCAGGGCUAGAGAUUGUAGAGGCUUAUGGCCUGAAGUUGCUUGAGAAGAUUGAUUUUGAGUCAUGA